AUGCACCUGUCAUCCGACGAUGAGCAUGAUCGGACUCAUUUGGCAAGCUCAUUCCGAGAAGAAAAUAGAAACCGACGAGCAGUAGGAGGCGACUACAUCUGUGCUCAUUGGAGACGUCGCGACUUUGUCCGAGCUCAUGGAAAGGAGCUGCCCAGUAUCGAGGGCACUGCUAAGCAGUUGAAUGAACUUUGCAAGCGAUGGGCAGUGUCUCGGAUCUUUCUAGCGACCGAUGCUUAUGACGCCGAAGUUGACCAACUUGCCAAACUUGUGACAGUACCCGUGUUCAGAUACCAAAAUGCUGAUCUGCUUGAUGGUGCCGUUGCAAUAGUCGAUCAAUGGAUCUGUGCCCACGCCCGAGCAUUUACCGGAAGUUACGUCUCCACAUUUUCUUAUCGAAUACAGGAAGAUCGAGAGAUUUUGGGUUUCCCACCGAAUACCACAUUCAAUCGCCUCUGUCCUGAUGAUGUGCAUGACUGCGAGCAGCCGGCCAAAUGGACGAUUGUUUAUGAGUAA
Messenger RNA from Haemonchus placei, 513 nucleotides. Lineage: Eukaryota; Metazoa; Nematoda; Chromadorea; Rhabditida; Trichostrongylidae. The record is from the annotation of a GenBank genome assembly.